CUGUUCUACGAGUGCUUGGAUGUAGGCCUAUGAGAUUUUAUUUUCUGUAAUUUCUUUAAAUUGACAAGAAAGAGAGCGUGGAGCUUGUGGUCCUUGAAAACAUCAGAAUGGGUUCCAAAGGCGUGUUUGCAUUGCUGUUCAUUACAGUCCUGAAUAGCAAUCACCUUGCAAAGGUAUCUGCUGCCACCUCUUCUGGGGCUGCGCUGAGUGAGACAGUAAAUGGCGGCACGAAGACAGGAGAAUGCGCAUAUGCUGACUCUCAUGGAAAGCAGAUUAAGAUCAGUUACACAGAGUCUGCCUCAGGGGAAGUAACAAUAACUUCUGGCAGUGGGUACUCUGGAAAUGGCAAAGAGGAACUCCGCAAGUGCCGAGAGGCGGCUGAACAGGCACAGAAGGAAGCAGAGAAGGCUGUUGAAGAACACAUGAAAUCCAUCACUGACAUGAACUCUGAUAUCAAGAAGCAGCACGAGAAUUUGGAGAAAACUAUGAGGGAUCUUAAUGCACAGGUGGGCGCUGGUGGGGGAGUAGGUCGGGUUGGUAGUGGGAAUGUGCUGCUGAUGCUGGCCCUCUUCCUCUCCUCAUGGAUGACACGAUUUGUGUCCCUUUAAGAAUGGGGUAGGGCCUCUAUGAGAAGUGGCCUGCCUGCCUGUUCACUCACCUGUCCACUGGCACUGCAUGCAGAGUUGCACCAUGGUAUCGCAGGGCAAUGAGGGGGCCUGCAAUUUGCAUUUUUUGAUUGUGAAAUUAACAAAAAAAAAAUUAAGGUAUCAGUCUCUUCUUUCUCCUAUCUCCAAAAAGAAAUGGAAAUAUGAUUGGAAAUCGAAAAAUUAUUGAUAGUAGAAUUUUUUUAUUCUUUUUCUUUUUCAUUUUAGAAGAAGAAUAAAAAGCAUAAAAAUCAGGCGAGUAAGAAAGCUGAUCAGAAACUCUCUGUUUAUUCCAUGCUUAGUCACUUAUGCCUUCAAAUUCCUUAUAACUGAAUGUAUAAUCAGUUGUUCAUUAUAAGAAGGUGUCACAUAGAGAUAAACAGAGAAAGAUACAAUGUGCCUCAUCAAUUGAUUUGUCCAUGAACAUGAUUCUAGAUUAGGGUUGUUACAUCAUAUAGUACCUCAUUUGUGAAAGGGAGUGACAAGUGAUCAAGAGCUUUAAUCGUGGUUUUCUUACUCUUUUGCUGGUUAGGUUGUAUGUCUCUUGUUAUGUGGUAUGACUGUGUAUGAAACAGGGUUGUUCAUAUAUAUUCCUGUGUGAUUGAUAAGUUAUAUUUCCAGCUAACAAGCUUAUAUAUCAUUUAUUAGCUUACUAGUUCUAUUGUAUUGGAAUUUCACAAUUGUAAUCUCGAGAGUAUUUGUAUUUAUAUAUUUAUUUAGCCAAAUUAGUUGUGAUAACUUGAAAUUAGCUGUUCUACAAUGUAAACCAAAGAAAAAUAUUGUAGAUA
Molecule: messenger RNA, 1432 nt
Organism: Penaeus vannamei (Pacific white shrimp)
Lineage: Eukaryota; Metazoa; Arthropoda; Malacostraca; Decapoda; Penaeidae
Source: RefSeq, a predicted model, not a curated record